Didymodactylos carnosus is the source of this 543-nucleotide messenger RNA. The record is from the annotation of a GenBank genome assembly. NCBI's taxonomy places the organism in Eukaryota, Metazoa, Rotifera, Eurotatoria, Philodinida, Philodinidae.
AUGACAUAUCAAGCAAUCAUUUUUAUCUCUUAUUGUACACGAAUGUUUCCAUUGAUAUUGAAUGACAAUGAAAAAUAUUGCGAUUUUAUAGAUGGAAUUGAAAAGUUAAUUGAAAUCGAUUUAAUGACUAAUUAUACAAUACAAUUAUUCGAUGACUAUUUCAAUGCUUAUAUAGAUUUGAAUAAACAAUAUUUCGAUCAAAUGAAACAACGUUUAUUUUCAUCGAAAUUAUUAAUACAUAAAAUUUCAUUUAAAAUAAUUAAAAAUACAUUAGACGAACAAUAUCGAUCGAUUGAAUUUAAACGCAGGUUUCAUCAACACAACGAUCAAAAUGAAAAGAAAAGAAUCAAACUUAAAGAAUAUAUCCAUAUCGAGAAAGAAGAUAUUGAAUCUAAUCUGAAGAAAUACUAUAAAAAUGAAGUUGAAGAUGACGAUAAAACGUUGCUAAAUAAAGGAAUGGAACCAAAAGAAUAUAUUGAAAUAACUGACAAAAUCCUUGAAAACGCUAAACCAAAAUUCAUAGAGUACUCAACAGAAAAGUAG